Messenger RNA from Doryrhamphus excisus (bluestripe pipefish), 1811 nucleotides. The record is from RefSeq and is a predicted model, not a curated record. NCBI's taxonomy places the organism in Eukaryota, Metazoa, Chordata, Actinopteri, Syngnathiformes, Syngnathidae.
GCUGCUCCUGCUUCUCUCGCUGCAUCUCUUCACGUCGGGGGUGUGCAGACCGGGCUCCCGAUGAGACCGGUCCUGAGCCGAUGGAGCCCGGAGCCAUGUCGGGAGGAGAAGGUCCAGAGGCAUGAAUGAGCGCAACGAGGCGUUAGAAAGACCUCGUCAUCCUUUCCCAGGUCCCGCCUGACGUUCGAAGGACAUGGAGGUGGACAACGCCAGCGCCCCCUUCCUCGCCGACCUUCCCCUCAACGAGUCGCUACUCAACUGCACCAACGCCACGGGGGCAGACGGCUCGUGGGGGCCCGGCGCGGCGGGCGUGCUCAUCCCGCUCAUCUACGUGAUCGUGUGCGCAAUCGGCCUGGGCGGGAACACGCUGGUCAUCCACAUCGUGCUGCAUUACUCCAAGAUGGAGUCGGUGACCAACAUCUACAUCCUCAACUUGGCCAUCGCCGACGAGCUCUUCAUGCUGGGUCUGCCCUUCCUGGCCGUCCAGAACACGCUCCAGUCGUGGCCCUUCGGCUCCUUCAUGUGCCGCCUGGUGAUGACGGUGGACUCCAUCAACCAGUUCACCAGCAUCUUCUGCCUGACCGUCAUGAGCGUGGACCGCUACCUGGCCGUCAACCAGCCCAUCCGCUCGGCCAAGUGGCGACGCCCUCGGCUGGCCAAAGCGGUGAACGGCACCGUGUGGGCGCUGUCCUUCCUGGUGGUGCUGCCCGUGGUGGUCUUCGCCAACGUCCAGAAGGCGGGCGGCACCUGCAACAUCGUGUGGCCUCAGCCGGCCAACGUGUGGAGGGCGGCCUUCAUCAUCUACACGUCCAGCGUGGGCUUCCUGUGCCCCCUCCUCAUCAUCUGCCUCUGCUACAUCCUCAUCGUCUUCAAGAUCCGCAGCUCGGCGAGGAAGGUGCACGCCGCCUCCACCAAGCGCAGGAAGUCGGAGAGAAAGGUGACGCGCAUGGUGGUCAUCGUGGUGGCCGUCUUCGUCUUCUGCUGGCUGCCUUUCUACGCGCUCAACGUGGUCAACCUGCUGGUGGCGCUGCCCUCCGACUACCAGGGCCUCUACUACUUCGUGGUGGUGCUCGGCUACGCCAACAGCUGCGCCAACCCCUUCGUCUACGGAUUCCUGUCCGACAACUUCAAGAGGGGCUUCCGGAAAGCCCUCUGUCGCACCAGCAGGAAGGUGGAGGACCGCCGGCUGGAGCAGCGCCAGCGGGCGCAGGAAGAGGGCAGGAGGGCGCUGGUGCCGCGUGAGAGCCUGGGGCGGGGUCUCGACGACGACGUGGACGACGCCUCGGAAAUGACACAGGCCUACGCAGUCGGCCAGAAUGGAAACCCCGACUGUCCGUCGCAGAGUCUGCAGCCUUUGUUGACUGACAAAGAGGUGACGGGGGUGACCCCCCCGGAGCCGGCCUGCAGGGCGCCAUUACCGCCACCUUCGCUCGCAAAAGACACCACAAACGGGAGCGUGAAAACGCUGGCGGAGGACAGCAGGGAACAGAGCGCCGCUUUGGAAAUAAGUUACUUGCACUCUUCGGUGAUGCCAAAGAGCUAAUGUUGCUAACACCCAUAACAUCGCUAAUCACGCUAAUCACGCUAGUCGAGCCAAAAGCACAAUGAAAGACACCCUUCCUUUUCCGUGUCAAUGUUCCCCCUGACCACAGAAUAAGUACACUCCAUGUUGACAUCGUGCACACAUCGUGUGGCCUUGUUCACACAUUUCCCAUCGCUGAGCUUUGGAGGCUGCUCCAGAUGCUAUGCUAGCUAGCGCCAAUUUGGAAAGCUGAGAUUUGGUGUCAUUAAAGUCACAUUCCAACUGCUGA